This is a messenger RNA of Plasmodium relictum, 1020 nucleotides long. RefSeq names its product conserved Plasmodium protein, unknown function. The record is from RefSeq and is a predicted model, not a curated record. The coding region runs from base 1 to 1020 and encodes 339 amino acids. Lineage: Eukaryota; Apicomplexa; Aconoidasida; Haemosporida; Plasmodiidae. The transcript has a single exon.
AUGGAUAAUAGGAAAAGUAAAAAACCUGGGCGUAUAGCUAAAAUGAUCAAUGAAUUUUACAUCAACUGGAAUUAUAGAAGGCAUAGUUGGAGAGCUAGUUUUUAUUAUAAUUGUUUAACAAUCAUUGCUGCUUUUAAUAUUAUAUUCACCUUAAUAUUUCAACAAUUUAUCAAGUCUUUCAAUUUUUUUAUAAAUUAUUCGUGUGAAUAUGCAAAUAUUAAUUUUAUGUUAACAGAUUUAUUAAUUUUUCUUGUUUUAACAAGUUUCAUAAGUAUUUUAGCUUUUUUUUUAUCCAGAAUAUGUUCAAUAUUUUCAAAUUUUACAAUUAAUGAUUUUAUGUCAUUAGGAGAAUGUAUUAAAAGAAUUGGAUGUACUGCUAAAUGGUUCCCUUGGGGAUUAGCAAUCCUUUUUGUUUUUUGGUUUGUAAUAAAUAUAUUUAAUUUAAUUACUCUUUAUGUUACCCCAAACUUAUGGUGUAAGAGGCGUUUAAAUAUUACAGGCACACUUGUAGUAAACAAUUGCAGAAUUUUUGAAGGGAGAAGAACAUCGUGCACAAAUACGAUGAUGGAACAUGGAGGAAAUACGAAUAUAAGUUAUAUCCGUAAGUGUAAUGACCUAAGUUACUUAAAAAAUCAUAAUUAUUUUAUAUUUAUUCCAGAUUUUAGAAAAGAGAGCUAUAAACAAUGCAACUUUAAUAAUUUAAGAGUUUGUAUAGCAUAUAGAGAAUUAAGAAAUGAUCAGCAUGCUUCGGAAAAAGCAAAAGGCAUGAAAAUGGAAGGUUGCCUAGAAAAUACUCCAACAAAGGUUGAAGAAUUUUAUGACAAAGACAUUCAAACUAGUGAUUUAUAUAAGUAUGCUCAAAUAUUUACAAUAGGUAGUAACGUAACAUUCUUUCUUCUUAUGUUUUUUUUUUAUUUUAUUAAGUAUACAACUCAAUUUGAUGGAUUAUUUUAUCAGUCAACAGAUAAUUCUGAAAUUUUCAUAUUACAAAUUUUGCGCCCUUUAACUCCAUGGAGCUAA